CCGGGGAAGAGGGAGGCUUUGUGCUGUAUUUUAAGCCCCGUUGAGGGUAAAUGAAGAGCAGGGAUUUCUCUGCAAUUGCAGCUCGGAUUUUUCUUCCCACCAAACCCGAUCUCCAGGCUAAGCAGCUCAGGCAGCAAAUUUGUGUAAGGAGAAACCCCAAAGGAGUUUGCUGCUCCAGCUGUGGGGAGGCUGGACCGAUCUUAAGUCUCCUGCAUUCCUGGACCGUUUGGGGAAGCUUGCCACCUGGUUUCAUUUAACAAAGUGGGCCAGUUUCUCUUUUCUUGGAGACAGGGAAGGGGCUUUUUUGUACUGACGUGUGGGGCUGGGGAUGCUGCUGGUUUCCAAUUCAGCACCAGCAUGUGCCCAGAAUAAUGCCAUUUUGAGAACUGAAACAAAACUGCAGCAGCUGUUUCUCUGUGAAAACCUUUCUCCCACUUCCUCCCCAUCUCCACACCAUUCAGCUUCUUGAAUCUGCUGGUACAGAGAGGAGGCAGACUGCGGGCUUCCAGGGCACUAAAAUAACAGCAAAUGGAAGAACGUGGGAUCCUCAGUGCAUAGUUUACCCUCUCCCUGUUGAGUCAAACAUGGAGACUUAAUGUUUAAUCUUUCUGGGAAUACAAACCCCUUUUCAUGCCUUCCCACCUCUAGCCCCCAACCUGGACUCUCCAGAUACUGUCAGUUUCUCCUUUGGCAGCUCUUGAGAAGGCAGAUCUAUUUUAAUAGCUACCUGUUUAGAUGUGCCAGCUGUAGCCUUUGAGGGGGUGGGAGUACAUCUUGGAGGGGGAGUGGAAGGAUGUAGCAUGAAUCUUAACCUCCCAGCUGCCUGUUCGGACUCGCAUUACUGGGUGGCAAGGAAGCUUUUGGAUGUUCCUGGCAGACCUUUGGUAUGCUCUGCUCCAGAGAAACUGUCUAUACUUAGGCACGUCUGCGGAGAUGCACCUGCUUUGCUGCUAACAGGUGUGUUGGGCACACAGCUCCCUCCAUCUUGCCUUUGAGAUUCCCUGCCAGUGAGGGAUGCUGUACAGCGUGAUGGACUUGGACCCAUAUGCAAGCAUGCAGGUCGGGAUGCGGGUGGUCCGCGGAAAUGACUGGAAAUGGGGCAAUCAGGACAACGGCGAAGGAAACGUUGGGACCGUGGUUGAGAUUGGCCGGCAAGGCAGCCCAACAACACCGGAUAGGACUGUGGUAGUCCAGUGGGAUCAAGGAACCAGAACCAAUUAUCGGACUGGAUUCCAAGGAGCCUAUGACCUUCUUCUGUACGAUAAUGCACAAAUAGGUGUGCGCCAUCCCAACAUCAUCUGCGAUUGUUGCAAGAAGCAUGGGAUCAGAGGCAUGCGGUGGAAGUGCAAGGUGUGCUUUGAUUAUGACUUGUGUACGCAGUGUUACAUGAACAACAAGCACGACACCUCACACUCCUUUGAGCGCUACGAGACUGCCCACUCACGACCAGUCACAGUGAGUCCACGACAGAACUUGCCUCGUAUCACGUUAAAAGGCACUUUCCAGGGGGCCAAAGUUGUCCGUGGCCCAGACUGGGAGUGGGGUAAUCAGGAUGGUGGUGAAGGUAAAACCGGGAGAGUGGUGGAUAUUCGUGGCUGGGAUGUGGAGACUGGCCGCAGCGUGGCCAGCGUCACAUGGUCUGAUGGCACCACAAACGUUUACAGAGUCGGGCACAAGGGAAAGGUGGACCUGAAAUGCAUUGUGGAAGCAUCUGGCAGCUUUUACUACAAAGAGCAUCUCCCGAGACUAGGAAAGCCUGCUGAACUGCAGAGGAAAGAGAGCACAGAGAGGCACCCCUUCCAGCAUGGGGACAAAGUGAAAUGCCUGCUGGACAUUGACAUCUUACGAGAGAUGCAAGAGGGGCAUGGUGGCUGGAACCCUAAAAUGGCUGAGUUCAUUGGCCAGACAGGCACUGUGCACAGAAUCACUGACAGAGGGGAUGUCAGAGUUCAAUUCAACAGUGAAACCCGCUGGACUUUCCACCCAGGCGCUCUGACUAAAACGCUAGGGCACAUUGGCAAGGUGAUCAAGGUGUUUGGGGAUGGAGACUUGAGAGUGUCUGUCGGAGGGCAGUCCUGGACCUUUAACCCAGCUUGUCUCACGGCCUACCAGAGAGACGAGGAUGCAAACCUCAUGACAACGGAGAACACCAAGGAAUCCAAAAGCACUUUGAUCUCCAUCCUAGAGAAGCUGCUGUGCCAGAAGAUGGAAUUGGAUCAUCCAGGGCGCUUGGUCGUUGAGGCGGCGCAUGGCAAUGCUGUUAAAGUCGAGGACCUGGUUCAAAAAUACCCAGACAAGGUUGAUAUAAAGAAUCAGGGCAGAACCGCACUGCAAGUUGCUGCCCACCUGGGCCGGGUGGAGGUUGUGAAGAUCUUACUGCAGGCGAAUGCCAACAUCGACCUGAGGGAUGAAGAGGGGGACGCAGCUCUCCAUUAUGCAGCUUUUGGGAAUCAAGCUGAGGUUGUCCAUGUGCUUGUCAGUCAAGGAGCCAAUGCAGACCUGCUGAACAAUGCCAAGUGCACAGCCUUCUAUGUCGCUGUCAGCAAAGGAUUCACGGAGAUCGUGCGGAUCCUUUGUGAGCACAACUGUGAUGUCAACCUCCCAGAUUCAUUUGAUGACACCCCCCUGCACUAUGCCAUCACCGCCGAUUUGAAAAACAUCAUCGAGAUCCUCACUGAGGUACCGAACCUAGAUUUCACAGUCCAGAACCGCCAAGGCUUCAACCUGUUGCACCAUGCUGCUCUGAAGGGCAACAAGCUAGCCAUAAAGAAGAUUCUGGCAAGAGCCCGGCAGUUGGUUGAUGCUAAAAAGGAAGAUGGCUUCACCGCCCUGCAUCUUGCUGCCCUCAAUAACCACAUGGAAGUAGCAGAAAUUUUAAUCAGAGAGGGUCGCUGUGAUGUCAACCUCAGGAACAGCCGGAACCAGACUCCCCUGCACCUGGCAGUCACCCAGGGGCACAUGGACUUGGUGCAGCUGCUGGUACGCGAAGGCAGCGAUGUCAACGCCGAGGAUGAGGAUGGAGACACAGCCAUGCACAUUGUCUUAGAACGGCAACAACUGAUGUCAAUCAUGGCAGAGGAACAGGAAGGUGGGGAGGGACCAUCCCUCUUUUCCAAGCUUCAGGCUUCCGGCUUCCUUGGAAAUGUAGAGCUGAAUGUUGGUGCUGCGAUUGCGUGUUACCUAGCACAGGAAGGAGCAGAUAUUAAUUACGCCAACCACAGGGGAAAGUCUCCCCUGGAUCUCAUUGCAGAUGGAAGGAUAGUCCAGAUGAUCAAGAACUUUUCCCAGAAAUUCAGGGAUGAGCAGAUUUCUUCAGACAGCUCUGUGGUGACCUACAGCCUGCGCAGAGUGCAGACCACCCCCAACACAAUGACCAACCUCAGCGUGGCCAGCAUGUUGGCCCCUUCCGAAUGCCUGGUUUGUUCUGAGCUAGCUUUGCUCAUUCACUUCAUCCCAUGUCAGCACAGAAUCGUGUGUGAAGAAUGUUCCAGGAGGAUGAAGAAGUGCAUCAAAUGUCAAGUGACAAUAACCAAAAAACUCAAGCAAGACAGCACGGAAGUGGAAUGCAGCCCCAGCGCCGAGUCCACUGACCAGCGGAAGCUGAUGGAGGAGCUGCAGAGCCGCUACCGCCAGAUGGAGGAGCGCAUCACCUGCCCUAUCUGCAUUGACAACCAAAUCAAACUGGUCUUCCAGUGCGGACAUGGCUCCUGCCUUGAGUGCAGCGAGGCCCUGACUGUCUGCCCCAUCUGCAGGCAGGCUAUCCGGGACAGGAUUCAGAUCUUCGUCUGAGGAUCUGCGCCCUCCCCUCCCACUCCUACCUUCCUUCCUCCCUUUGUGUGUCCAUUUAGUUGAGAAUCAUGACCCAUCCACUGUGUUUGUCUGACUGUGAAGCCAUCCUGAAAGGGGGAAAGUGAAUCACAAGAGUCAGUCGUGGGGGAUAUGCUCUCCCCGUAAUGAGAGCGAGCCACCAAGCUUGUGGGGAACCAGCCCUCCCGCCCUGUGCUCCUUUCCCAGCAUGGACGGCACCAGGUGGAUUGCUGACCGGAUGCCACCAUGCUCUGUGCUGACAACUGGAGGGGCUACAAAAUCAGCACCUGGAAAGAGUGCUUUCAUGUACAGACGUUUCAAAGGCUGUCCCGCUCUUGCCUAGUUCCCUGCAGCGUCUGAUUCGCAGCCUGACACAGCUCUGGCAGGACAGGCUGCGGCCCACUCCUUCUCAUCGCCGGCAGGCUGUGGCAAAGCAAUACUCUCGCACUUUACAUAAGGCGCUAUCCGGUGGGAUCGGGCACUGCCCCUGGCUCUCCUGCAGGGUUGUCAGUUGUGGAGGAUGCUAGUUAGCCAAUGUGCUCUCAGAACCAAGCCUUUGGGGCGUGACAAGGUACUUGGAUUUGAGCAGGUAGGAGGAGUCUGGAACUGACACGUUCCCAGAGAGAGACAGAGCGUGUGCCUUAGAGAUAAAGUAGUGAACAUUUACUGAAGAAAAUAUUGUUGCAGCACGUAUUUUUGACCUCUAAGUGAAACUCUUCUGCCAGCAAUCUACCUUUUUUUUUUGCAGCCAUAAUUCCAGAGACUCUUGAACUUUUAACUCAUAAUGCCAAAGGCUGGUGUCAAAUAUUCCAACCAAAAUGUAAAAAAAUAAAAUAAAAUACGACUAAGGCAGAGAAGAGGAAA
Molecule: messenger RNA, 4671 nt
Organism: Dermochelys coriacea (leatherback sea turtle)
Lineage: Eukaryota; Metazoa; Chordata; Testudines; Dermochelyidae
Gene: MIB2
Product: MIB E3 ubiquitin protein ligase 2
Exons: 18
Coding region: 1015-3789 (924 amino acids)
Biological process (GO): protein ubiquitination
Cellular component (GO): cytoplasm
Molecular function (GO): protein binding; ubiquitin-protein transferase activity; zinc ion binding
Source: RefSeq, a predicted model, not a curated record